Molecule: messenger RNA, 1597 nt
Organism: Prorocentrum cordatum
Lineage: Eukaryota; Dinophyceae; Prorocentrales; Prorocentraceae
Source: the annotation of a GenBank genome assembly
AUGGUCGUGGCGCAGCUCGCGGUUCAGGGAGCAGCGGGGGCGGCAAGGGUUGCUGCGGACGGCGGCGAGGCUGCGCGGCUCGCGCAGUUCAUGACCAUAUAUGUAGCGCGCGCGGGGGCGUGGGGCAGGUAUUGGGUGAUCGCAGAGUCCUGGAAGAACUGCGGGCGUGCGAGCGCAAUGGUCUGCCGCCUGAUGGACAUUCGCUUCGCGGCGCCGCCCAGGGCGAGGUGCUGCGCGUUCUUCCCGGGGGCAAGCGCCGCAAGCAAGGGCGCGCUGAUCGGAAUCCUCCAGGCGCUGGGCCAGGAUAUGUUCGAAGGGGGCCCGAGCCUGAAGUCUUCGCCCUGCUUCGAGUCCGUAGUGGCGGGGCGCCCUUCCUGCAGUGGGCUGCUAGCGCCCCCCCCCAGGGGGAAGGCGGCGACUGGGGCGUGCUGCUUAUUGUGGUACAAUUCGGAGAUCAAACGGCGCAUAGACUCUCCAGACUGGGCCUUCCGAGAGGGGCGCUUCACUCAGCUCGCUGGGGGCGCAGAGAUCGGCAAACGCACGGAGAAUGAAGACGCGUGCGUUCGGCAGAACCCAUGGUUCACAAUCGGUGUUCAGCGGGAGUUCUGGCAGAAAAGGUUCGGCGCCUCAGACAUCGGUCGCCCGCGGGCUUCCACGGUGCGCCUAGAUGUAAAGGAGGGCGCGCCGUUCAUCGGGGGCGCCAAGUGCGCCCCGGAGUCUUUUGCAGCGCGCGCGGCGAUGCAUGACGCGGCCAGUGACAUGAUGCGGCGCAUUCACUGCGGGGAUGCGCUGGCGGCCACCAUCGGGAAAUUCGUAGGCGAGGGCUUCGGAAGCAUUGCAGGAUGCAACGUGGGCCCCCGCAAUGCCGAGUGGGCGCGGGCUGUCUUUGAGACAGGGCUGGACGCCGCCGUUCCCCAGGACUGCGUGGUUCGUUUCGGGGGCGCUACCGCGGCCUCGAGACAGCUCUCGCGGCGCAUCGUCGCGCAAUGCUUCGCCGAGUCCGCGAUCGCUGCCAGUGCCGCCAAGGGCUGCGGCCAUGCUGUCGGAGGCGCGGAUGGUGCGUCACACGUCCAGUUCAGGCCCGUGGUCAACGCGGCCCGGCGGUUCUUGGAUUCUGUGGCGGGGCGCGAGGAUUGGCGACGCUUCGUUGAUGAGGCCGGGCUGCCAUGUCGCGCAGGCAACGGCAAAGUUAACCGCCCGCGGAACUCGUGCUUCCAGCGAGGCCCAGAGGCCGAGGUUCUCGCCCACGGCGGCAAGGACGUGCGCGCGGUGUCUGCGAGAGCAGAGCAGUGGCAGGCUGUUGGGGCAUGGAAGCUGCGCGACGCGGCCGCGCGGUGGCUCCCUGACGGAACCGGCUCUGACGACCAGUCAGCGCACGACGUGGUCGUCGAGCUGGCUGCGGAGCGCUCCUCCGUCGUGGUGGCCUGGGCGAUGCUGGCGGUUGCGUUCUGUUGCGUUGACGCCUGUGCCUUCGGCUUCCACACGCGAAAAACCCAGUUCACGAUUUUUUUAGUGACCCGGGCCACGGGAGCAGCGGAGCAGCGGAGCAACCUCCCCGCGCGCGCCCUUGGCAGGGCCUGGGACUCUAACGCGCAAG